This is a messenger RNA of Asparagus officinalis (garden asparagus), 1075 nucleotides long. Its product is annotated as xyloglucan endotransglucosylase/hydrolase protein 9-like. Gene Ontology annotation, biological process: carbohydrate metabolic process. Gene Ontology annotation, molecular function: hydrolase activity, hydrolyzing O-glycosyl compounds. The coding region runs from base 75 to 665 and encodes 196 amino acids. The record is from RefSeq and is a predicted model, not a curated record. The transcript is spliced from 2 exons. NCBI's taxonomy places the organism in Eukaryota, Viridiplantae, Streptophyta, Magnoliopsida, Asparagales, Asparagaceae.
UCCCUUGGCUCUCACACCAGAGCUCAGGAACCAGUGAAAGCUUCUCAUCUCGAGAGCCCCCCAAAUCCUCUCUAAUGGCGGCCAUCAAACUUUCUCUGGGCUCUUUUCUAGUGCUGGGUCUUCUGCUUUUGGCCAAUGCAGCCAAGUUUGAUGAACUCUUCGAGCCCAGUUGGGCUCUGGAUCAUGUCGCGUAUGAUGGCCAAUUGCUCCAACUCAAGCUCGACAAUUUCUCAGGCGCCGGCUUCGCAUCCAAGAACAAGUAUCUGUACGGAAGAACCACCUCCGAGAUAAAGCUCGUCCCAGGCGACUCGCCGCACCGUGACGGCAUUCUACAUUGGUCGGACGGCCCGCGCCACACGAGUUCGACUACGAGUUCCUCGCAACAGACCGCGCGAGGCCCUACCUCGUCCAGACAACAUCUACGUCAACGGCGGGGCAACCGCGAGCAAGUCGCCACACGCUGGCUAUUCGCCCACCGCCGACUUCCACUCCUUACUCCAUCCUCUGGAGCCGGAAAGCGGGUCGUCUACGCUGCGUGCGACGCAGACCCCGAUCAGGGUCUACGAGAAAAGAACGGGGUGUCGACUUCCGACGGACCAGGCGAUGGGGGUUUACAGCUCGCUGUGGAAACGCGGACGACUGCGGACGCAGCGGUGGCAAGGUGAAGACGCGAUUGUCGCAUUCGCCGUUCGUGACGACGUACCGAGAGUUUGAGAUUGAUGGGUGCAGGGUUGGGGUGGGGAUGGAGGAGGAGGAGGAGGGGGUGAGGAGGUGCAAGGGGGAGGCGGGGUACUCGUGGAAGGAGAAGGUGAUGGAGGAGGAGUUGAACGUGCACCAGAGUCAUCAGUUGAUGUGGGUGAGGGCUAAGCACUUGGUGUAUGAUUACUGUGCGGACGCGGCUAGGUUCCCUUCCAAGCCCAAGGAGUGUUGGUGAGCUAGGAAUAUUUAUGUGAUGUACAUUAAUUAAGAUAGGUUUUUUUAUUUUUAUAGUUUGUUUUCUUCCCGUGUUUAUGUGCUGAAAGGUCUGUUUAACGAUUAGCGUUUCAAUUUACUUGCAUUUUAAGCUGUUUUUUUA